Rangifer tarandus platyrhynchus (Svalbard reindeer) is the source of this 726-nucleotide messenger RNA. The record is from the annotation of a GenBank genome assembly. Lineage: Eukaryota; Metazoa; Chordata; Mammalia; Artiodactyla; Cervidae.
AUGCAAAAGUUGAAGAAAAAGGGUGAAGCGAAGAGAAGGGCAGGCCCGGCAGCAGCCAGCAGCCGGGGAGAGGCGACGAGGACAUUGUUCCAGCCUCUCGGGUGGGGUUCUGCGGGGGGAGGGGACGCGGUAGCCGUCCCAGGGGACCUGUGCAUCAGCGCGUUCAAGCGCCAGGGCUUUGUGAAGUGUCUUGAGUCACCAUGGAAAUCCGAAGGAACGCGGAGAAGGGCGCCCGGGGUCGGCUGGUUCUCGGGCCGCGCCCUUCGUCCCCUCUCGGACCCUGGCCCCGCGGCAGGGCCUGUCGGGAGUUGUAGUCCCCAGGCGGUGGCCGCGCGCGGCGCCGAGGAUGCAGGGCGCCGCCGGUCCCCGCCUCCCCCUAACCUGCUAGCGCGAGGUGGGGAGCGCUGGGGAGGAGCUGUCGCUCCGGUGAUUGGCGGAGGCCUCCUCCAGCCCCCACCCAAGUCCCCUCCCCCGCUCGCGGCUUCGGACUCCGAAGCCCCCGCGCGCCAAGGCGGCGAUCAAGCGAGCGCGCGUGCAGCCGCGCCGCCCAGAGCACCCGCAGCGCCGGCGCCGCGGCGAGACAGGAGGAGAACCCACCCACCGACAGAACCCCACAGCCGCGGCAUCCCGGAGGAGUGGGUGAUGGCAGGGAGGGCGGUGGGCUUAUUCUCCCCGGGCUGGGACGUCCAUCUCAGACAGUCUGCUUCUCUGGGAGGAGCACAAUAG